Molecule: messenger RNA, 3400 nt
Organism: Dimorphilus gyrociliatus
Lineage: Eukaryota; Metazoa; Annelida; Polychaeta; Dinophilidae
Source: the annotation of a GenBank genome assembly
AAUGCGAGUCUGCUGGAUUAUAAAGAAGAAAACUUUUGAAGACUUUUUUAUAUGGUUGAACGAUAGUAUUCCAGAGGAAUACUUUAUAGACGGAGGAGAUUUUGCUUUUGGAGCUGUAAAGGACCAAGUUCAUUCUAAAGAUGAAGUGUUUAUAACUAUUACACCAGACAUAGAAGUCAUCGGUCUACUCCAAGCUCAUGGGCUACCAUUAAUAAUUAAUGACUUAGUUGAAAUGGACGCAGUGCAGAAUAGUUCGAAAAUAGAUUUAAGCGUUGUACUCGAAAGAUUCUAUGAAAUCGGAGUAACUACUCAAACGAUAAAGAAAAUAUGGACUGAAAUGAAUAAAUUGAAAUUUACAGCUCUAUCUUCUAAACUCGUAACACCAUCAGUUACAAACUAUGAUCCAAUGACUGAAUCAGAAAGGAAGGAAAGCCUUUUUGAAAAUCAUACGAUUGUUUUAAUUAAGUUUUCUCGAUUUACGCCUUAUCAUGUUACUUUAUCAUCAUCAGUUGAUUGGGUUGAAAAUCAUCAACACCAUAGCUUAGUAAAAGUUGCCAAGCCUUUUAUAAUGUUGUCUCAUCACAAUAGCAUAAGGGAGGACUGUGCAAAUCCAUUCUAUAAAAACAAACAGGACAAAUGCGCAAACAAUGACAAUAAAGCAACUGAUCUCCUUAGAAAUCAAUUGGAAAGGAUAAUCGAGAGAAAGGCUAAAGAUUUUUAUGAACAAAGACCUUUCAACUAUACUUUAACUAAAAAAGUAAUUUACAACAAUCCACUUAAACAGUUUAUUGCUGCCUUUAAUAUAAAACCAAAUAUGAUGCUUUUCAACGAAACGUCACAUGGGACAACAAUAUCAGGAGAGAGAGUAUGUAAGACUGGGUGUACUUGUCAUACUGAAGCUGAAGAUCAUGAUAUUAGUUCAUUGGUAAAAAACUUUCACAUCGAACUGAUGGAGCUUAUUGCAAAAAAAAUGUCAAUGAAGCUUCAUCUAAUCGCUUCAUCAAGUUCAAAAAGUUCCAUAGUCACCCGAGAUCAGAAAAGUGGCCAUUUUAAUAAAGUCUAUCGAGAAAUAAUACAAGGCGUCAUUCAUACUUCCGUUGAACCCGUUCAAGUAACUAGCAAAUUACGCAAUAUAUUCGAUUUUUCCAUCUCUUUAAAUGAUGCUAAAUUGGCCGUUUUGAUAAAAAAUGAUUUAUAUGACAAACAUAUUCAUUAUCAACACUUGAUGAAUAAGAACAUUUGGAUAAUAUCGAUCUCCGUUGGAACUCUAAUAUUUCUAAUUGUUAAGAUGUCACCUUAUACAAAAAGAGGAAGACUUAGUCGCCAGUUGUGGACAACUCCAAAAUUAAAUGACAAGACUGACUUUCUAACGGCAAUGUACACUCUUUUUGGACUCCUUUUUUCUCAAACUCGAUCAUCCAGACCGAAAGCUUUUUCGGUAAAGUGCCUAUGGUUUACAUGGUGGUUGAUAACAUUGGCUACUAGUUUAAUAAUAACUUGCAAAAUGACAGAAUACGCUAUGGACUAUUCUUUAAAAGAUGAACCAUAUACGUUGGAGGAACUGGUGGCUGUAAAAGACUACCGUUUUGUUGUAGUCCGCAAAUCAAGUAUACAUAUAGCAAUCUCGCAUUUAUCCAACUAUGAACCAUAUAAACAAAUAUAUUUGCGUUUGGUGAACAAUCCUGACAGUUUAGUAGACACAUGGUUCGAAGGUUUACAGAUGAUCAAGCAAAGCGAAAGAGGUGAUAAAGUGGCUUUUAUUGACACGGAUAGGAAGCUUCUCAGUAUAUCAAUGAAUGAACCAUGUAUAUAUCGCGUAAUAAUAAGUAAACAAUUGACAUCAUCUUUUCCGGAGGCAUUUCCCUUCCAGAAAGGACAUGCUCUGCUGCCUCAUUUCAAUAAGGCGCUGAUGAAUGUUUCAGAAGAUGAUCAGUAUAAAGAACUAUUUAGCAAAUGGUUCCCUGAUCGAUGUCAAUCAAAAGAGAAAUUAGAAAAAUCCAGCUUCAGAACAAGUGUUCUAGAUAUGAAAUCAAUCUUGAUAAUAUAUAUUGUCCUAUGUACUACUUUUCUUAUUAUGGCCCUUUGGUCAUUUGCAACAUCAAAGGAAUACCGACCUAAGGUUGAAAAGUCUACUGGUGUAACUGAACAACUCGGAAAUCUGAAAUCAUCAAUUAAAUCUAAAUUUUACAAGACUUCAAGCCCUGCUUUGAAGCGUUCAAUUGGAUCAGAUGAUACCACACUGCUACAAGCUGAUAGUAAAAUUCUUUCUUCAGGACAAUCUAUCGUAAGGUCAACGGACGAAGGAGCGUCAUCUAUCAACAGUGAUACGCUAAUGGUUGUUGAUGAUGUUGUUUUGUCUGAUCGUUCAGCUAGUGACUCUGCAAACAUAAAAGUAAAGAGUAAAGAUGAUUCAAGUUCCAACGUAUUACCAAGAAAGCCAAGAAAAGGUGCAGGUGGAAAAGUUAAUAACAAAGAACUUCAAAUAACAUUAUCUCCCUUUGAGGAAGAACAACGACGCUUUAAAAUUGAACAUGAGAAAUUACAUGAGAAACACAAGGGCCAUGAAAAAAUGCAUGCGGAAAUGGUUCUCAUUUUGAUUGUAACUCUUGUAGUAGCUCAGAUCCUAUUAGUACAAUGGAAACGCCUUUUCCCCAAGUCCUAUCAUGCCGUUACAUUAUUUGGAAUGUGGAUAAUUCCUAUAGUUUUUGCUAUUAAAUUUUGGUGGCUUAGAUUUAUGUCGAUAUGGAUAAUUUUUUCAGUAAUAACUCUAAUGAUAUUCUAUUUUGCAACUAUGACAAAAAUUCAUCCCAGAACUCCCAGACUUGUCUAUAGAUGGUUUCUAUUAAUAUAUCAAAUAAGUUAUACAAUUGGAUUGAUUGGUUAUAUAAUUAUAAUGCUAACCCUCUUUGGCUUCAACGUUUUGAUUUUGGUUAAGCCUCAGACAGCAAUGGAUGCAGGAUUUUUAUGCUUAUUCUAUGGAUUAUACUACGGAGUUGUGGGUAGAGAUUUGGCUGAGCUCUGUACAGACAAAAUGGCCUCUCAAAUAGGAUACUAUACUGAGACUGGUUUACCCAGUAGGAAACUUGAGAGUAAUAUCUGCGCAGUAUGUGGGCAAGAGGUAAGCUUUGCCGACGAAGAAACUGAUGAAGUUAAAGUGAAACUCAACUGUGGCCAUUAUUUUCAUGAAUUUUGUAUACGCGGAUGGUGUAUUGUUGGUAAGAAACAAACUUGCCCGUAUUGUAAAGAGAAGGUGGAUUUAAAGAGAAUGUUUUCAAACCCCUGGGAAAAACCUCAUGUUUUAUACGGAAAUUUGUUAGACUGGAUUCGCUAUUUAGUUGCUUGGCAACCGGUUAUAAUUGUCCUUGUCCAACUUAUCAAUUGGACAUUAGGACUGGAGUGA